Molecule: messenger RNA, 2805 nt
Organism: Osmia bicornis bicornis
Lineage: Eukaryota; Metazoa; Arthropoda; Insecta; Hymenoptera; Megachilidae
Product: laccase-1-like
Exons: 10
Coding region: 1-2805 (934 amino acids)
Biological process (GO): iron ion transport
Cellular component (GO): plasma membrane
Molecular function (GO): copper ion binding; oxidoreductase activity
Source: RefSeq, a predicted model, not a curated record
AUGCCUUCCAUUAACAGGACAAAUUGUCGGGUUGGUGAACUUUUGAAGAAUCCUUCCCUAUCAACUUCCCCCGAUUGUGCUCGUACUUGUCAUGUUGGGGAUAAACCAAGAAUAUGUUAUUACAAUUUUGUGCUUGAGCGUUACCCUACUAACGGACAAGCAUGCAGUCUCUGUACCCCUAAUAUGACCAAUACGAUUUGCCCUAAUUGCCAGUGUGUACGUGCCGAUGGGGUGCCACGUAUGGCUUUAACUGUGAACCGAAUGAUACCAGGACCAUCCAUAGAAGUUUGUCUACACGAUUAUGUGGUCAUCGAUGUUCAGAAUAAAAUCGAAGGAGAGGGAGUUACGAUUCACUGGCAUGGGGUGUAUCAGAAAAACUUUCAAUAUUGCGACGGUGUACCUCAAGUGACUCAGUGCCCGAUUUCAGCCGGUUCCAAUUUUAGAUACCAGUUUCAGGUACAAAACAGUGGCACGCACUAUUGGCACGCUCAUUCGGGGGUACAAAAGUUGGACGGUGUUUUUGGUAGCUUCAUCGUGCGAGAUGCAAUAGAACGAGAUCCUCACAAGCAUCUGUUUGAUUUUGAUUUAACGAAUCAUGUGGUGGUAAUUAACGAUUGGAUGCAUGAAUCAGCUACCCAACGAUAUCCAGGUCGCGAGACUGGAGUCACCAGUCAAGCUCCUGAUACAUUUUUGAUUAAUGGAAAUGGAUUGCCUCUGAAUGCUAAUUAUACCGGGGAUUUUACUGCGGCGAAUUCAAGUUUCUCAGUUAUAACUGUAGAAGCAAAUAAGCGUUAUCGUUUCCGUUUAGUCAACUCUUUUUGUACCUUGUGUCCUAGCCAAUUGAUAAUCGAGGAUCACAAUAUGACUGCCAUCGCGACAGAUGGACAGAAUAAUGAACCUGUUGUUGUAGACUCCAUUAUAUCAUUGCCAGGUGAAAGAUACGAUUUUAUCUUACAUACUGACAAAAAACCUGGCACUUAUUGGAUACAACUUCGUGGAUUGAAUAUAUGUAAACGCCGUGGUAUAUACCAGUUAGCACUAUUGCAAUACCUAGAUGCGCCUGUAAAGCCGAAAACUCCUCUACCUACGUACAGUAGUCUUCCCUCAAGAGUAAUUCUGAAUCCUGUGGAUGUCUGUUGCAACAUAUCGACUCCUAAUCUGCUAUGUAUCAGUAAUUUAACACAUGCCGAGGGGGUUGAUCAUGGUAUCGUGAAAAAGGUACCAGACUUCAAAUUUUACAUGCCUAUAGGCUUCCGUAAUAUUCCAGCCGAGGUAUUUUAUCGGCCUAACAAGUACGACACAUUUUUAGUGCCAGUACCAGGUAAUACUUUAGAGGCAUACAUGGACAAUAUACAAUACAGUUCUGCACCAUCGCCGCCGCUUUCGCAGUAUAAUGAUAAUCCUCCGGGUCAAUUUUGUAAUAGUCGAGGUUUGCCGGGUCAUUGUAACGUCAAUUGUACGUGCACGCACUUGUUGAAAAUACCAUUGAAUGCUAUCGUGGAAAUAAUAUUAGUUGACAGAUCUGGUGCACCAGCUCUGAAUCACCCCUUCCACUUGCAUGGUCACUCGUUUAGAGUUCUAAGUAUGGGCCAACCAUUAGGUCCUACCUCAGAUCCUCCAGAUCCAAUAACUAUAGAAUAUGUAAAACAGCUUGAAAAAGAGACCAAUUUGGAGAGAAAGUUUGAUGUCCCUGCUGGUAAAGAUACUCUUACUCUGCCAAAUAAUGGAUUCGCUGUAAUCAGAUUUCGUGCGAACAAUCCAGGGUUCUGGAUGUUCCAUUGUCAUUUUAUCUAUCACCAAGAUGCCGGUAUGCAGAUGAUUUUUCAAGUUGGGAAAUUCAGUGAUUUACCACCGGUACCAAAGAAUUUUCCGCGAUGCGGCAAUUUCAAAUUGCCCAUUACGCCUAAUUUCGACAAAUGUCAAGAAGGUAGAUGUGAGGAAGAAGAGGAAGGGCAAGACAAGGAGGGAAAGGAAAUAUGGGGGCCAAAAGAAGUUAAGAAAGAAGGGGAAGAUAAAACGGAAGAGAAAGAAUGGGAAGGUAAAGAAGGGGCAGACCAAAAAGAAAAGAUAAAAUCGGAAGACAAAGAAGAGAAGAAGGAAUUGGGAGGAAAAGAGGAGAAGAAGCAAUCGGAAGAUAAAGACGAAAAGAAAGGAUGGGAGGACAAAGAAGAGAAGAUGGAAUUGGGAGUAAAACAAGAGAAGAAGGAAUGGGAAGAUAAAGAUGAAAAUAAAGAAUGGGAAGACAAAAACGAAAAGAAAGAAGGGGAAGUCAAAGAAGAGAAGGAAUUGGGAGUAAAAGAAGAGAAGAAGGAAUGGGAAGAUAAAGGCGAAAAGAAAGAACGUGAAGACAAAGAACAGAAGAAGGAAUGGGAAGACAAAGAAGAGGAGAAAGAAUGGGGAGGAAAAGAAGGGAAGAAAGAAUGCGAAGAUAAAGACGAAAUGAAAGAAUGGGUAGAGAUAGAAGAUAGUAAAGUAAAGAAAUAUAGCGACGAAAAUAAAUUUAGCCACGAAAGUAGAUCUAACGACGAAAGUAGAUCUAGCGACGAAAGUAAAUCUAGCGAUGAAAGUAAAUCCAGCGAUGGAAGUAGUUCUAGCGACGGAAGUAGUUCUAGCGAUGGAAGUAAAUCUAGCGAUGGAAGUAGUUCUAGCGACGGAAGUAGUUCUAGCGACGGAAGUAGUUCUAGCGACGGAAGUAGCUCUAGCGACGGAAGUAGCUCUAGCGACGGAAGUAGCUCUAGCGACGGAAGUAGCUCUAGCGACGGAAGUAAAUCUAGCGACGGAAGUAAAUCUAGCGAUGAAAGUUAA